Messenger RNA from Sinocyclocheilus rhinocerous, 2262 nucleotides. Its product is annotated as protein FAM3C-like. The record is from RefSeq and is a predicted model, not a curated record. The transcript is spliced from 10 exons. The coding region runs from base 122 to 805 and encodes 227 amino acids. Lineage: Eukaryota; Metazoa; Chordata; Actinopteri; Cypriniformes; Cyprinidae.
ACAAACGCACGCUCCUCCUCUAUAGCGAACCCCGGAUGUGAGGGGAUAUUCAGCGCUGUGUCGCCGUGUCACCAGGUGUCUGGAUCUCAGUGUGGUGACUGCUGCUUGCAAAACCGCCAGGAUGAUGCGAGCAGGAGGACUUUUGAAACUGGCAGUGCUGGUUUCUCUCUUGUUUCUAGCUGUGUUCCUGGCAUUUGAGCUAUUGGAGAGCAAAGCGAAUUUUAAUUUGGGCAAAGUACUUGCACGAUAUGCACCCGCAGAGACUGUCUCCACCGGGCCUCCGUGCCACAAAUGCAGCCUUUCUAAAUCAUGUCCGGAGGACCAUUUUGCCUUUAAGAUCACCAGCGGAGCAGCCAGCGUUGUCGGCCCAAAAAUGUGUUUUCAGGAUACUGUAUUAAUGAGUGGAGUAAAGAACAACGUUGGACGGGGUAUAAACAUUGCUUUGAUCAAUGGGAAGACCGGCGAGCUCAUCAGGACUGAAUCCUUUGACAUGUGGUCUGGAGAUGUGAACCAGCUUAUCAAAUUCUUGAAGGAAAUAGAAGAUGGAAGUAUUGUCAUGAUGGCCACUUUUGAUGACCCUGCAACAAAGCUAAACGAUGAGGCCAGAAAUCUGAUAGCAGAAUUGGGCAGCUCAAGCAUCGGCAUACUGGGAUUCAGAGAUAAUUGGGUGUUUGUAGGGGGCAAAGGGAUCAAGACAAAGAGCCCCUUUGAGCAGUAUAUCAAGAACAAUGCAGAGACCAACAAGUAUGAAGGCUGGCCUGAAGUUUUGGAGAUGGAAGGAUGCAUUCCCAUAAAACAUCAGUAGAAUGAAUUUCAAAUUAUUUCGCAUUUUCAUGUACAGCCUGGAGAAGGUCGAAGAAUUCAAAAUUGUACAUAUGCAAUGUUGUAUUGUUCGAUUAGCAUUGACAAUGAUGCAAUUAAGAAUAGAAUAGACUUUAAAUUUGAUGUUGGACUUCCUGUAUUUUAAAUCUUACCAUUAGUGCUCCUGAGCAUUUGCUGCUCUAUAUUUCUAUUUCUUUUACAGGAUUCCCAGUACUUUUGACCAGUGAGUUUCCAUUACUUUUCUUCCAAUUGUCCAUGAUAACUAAAUGGAUUGUGCUCAUUAAAAAAGAAAAAUGUAGCCAGGUCAAUAUUUUACAGCUUAAAAUCACUAUAAAAAUGUAUAUUCACUAUAGAAAUAUCCACAACUUAACUAAUUGUUGUGAAUUUCCCAGCCCUGGAAAUCACAUUCUUAAAAAUUCAUGGCUGUGGGAGAUCGGAUUUGUAGGUUUUUUUUAAUAACUGGUCCAUAAACAGCAAGUUUUUAUCCAUUUGUGAGGCUCCAGUGUUAUAAGAAAAAGAGAGAUAUUGAGUCCGGAGAUUUACUGCAUGUCUUCUUGUUUGUAGUUUUUUUUUUUUUUUCCUCCCAGAAAGUGAAGGGAGAGGGUUUGCGCUCAUAUUUAUCACUGCACUAAGACACUCUAAAUGUUGAUCAAACUGGAUUGAAGUUAAAUGGCUAAGGGCUUCUGUCACCAAAAUGUAUUUAUUUCUUUGUUUAUGGUUAAAAUAUUUAUUUUUCUACUGGCAAUUUUGACUGCUGGACUUUAUUCCUGAAGGUAGAUAAUGAAGAAUCUUGUUUUUAAUCCUUGAAUUUAAAAACUGCCCAUAUUUCUGGUGUGCGAUGGGUUAUUGAUUUGUGUUGGGUUUUGACCUUCUACUGUUUAACUACUGUCUCCAGUUUCAUGCCAUUUAUCCUUAGCUUUUGGGAAUGUUGUUAUAUACAGUUUAGGGACUUCAAAAGAUUUCCAUUAGUUAUUGUGUUGAUAGUCAGUCUGGUUACAUGCCAAUAGUGUUCAUAGCAAGCAAUAAAUAUAUAACAGUAACUGAGUUUAUUCCUAAUUGUGCCUUCUGCAGUGUCAAUAGUAUGCGCUUUCCUACCAGGUAGUAAAAUGUCCCAUAAUUAUUGCGGAAUUAUAAUGCAAAGUCAAUGAUUUUAUAAUUCCCUGCACGAUUUUAACUGUGAAGUUGUGGAUUAAAACCCAUUUCUUUUGUAAGAAAACCAGUUAUGUGCCUUUUUUUGUUUUUUUUACCACAAUUAAAUAUGCCAAGCGAUUUUAUCUAGAUUUUUCUAGAGUUACAUGUGAAAUCAUUGAUGUUGCAUGGUCUUAAUGUGUAAAGCUGUUGUGAGGAUUUAUUUAGUCUAAAUUAAAUUUAAAUCAAGUAAACUGUGUAUUGUGUGAUUGCAGAGUCUUUUGUAAUGGCUCUAGGAUUUUUUUUUGUAAA